Molecule: messenger RNA, 1525 nt
Organism: Lucilia cuprina (Australian sheep blowfly)
Lineage: Eukaryota; Metazoa; Arthropoda; Insecta; Diptera; Calliphoridae
Gene: Orc4
Product: origin recognition complex subunit 4
Exons: 2
Coding region: 99-1475 (458 amino acids)
Biological process (GO): DNA replication initiation; DNA replication
Cellular component (GO): nuclear origin of replication recognition complex; nucleus
Molecular function (GO): DNA replication origin binding; ATP hydrolysis activity
Source: RefSeq, a predicted model, not a curated record
GCUGUUUAUUUGUAAAUAAAACAAAGUAAAUGUAAACAAAAACGCUCAAACUUCCUUAAUAGAUAGAAAACAUAAAUUAUCAAUUAAAUUAACUAGCAAUGCCUGAUCACAGUGAAGAAAUAUUAAAAAUACGUAGAUUUCUUAAAGAACGUUUGCAAAAAGACUACACCACCUUUCGGGGACACGAAAAUGAACGAGAAAAUGUUAGACAAUUAUUGCAGCGCACAGCCGAAAUGGGAGAAUCGAAUUCCUUGCUAUUAAUAGGACCCAGAGGAUCGGGAAAAACUACGCUCAUUAAUGCCGCUUUGGCGGAUUUAAUGAAAAACAAAGAUUUUGUUGCGAAUACCUUGAUUGUGCAUCUUGAUGGUAAUCUUCAUACUGAUGACAGAUUGGCCCUAAAAUCAGCCACAGUACAAAUGCAAUUGGAAAAUGCCACUGAUGGAAAAGUAUUUGGUUCAUUUGCUGAAAAUUUAGCCUUUCUAUUGGCUUGUCUCAAGGCUGGCAAUAGAAGGUCCAAAAGUGUUGUCUUUAUCCUGGAGGAGUUUGAUUUAUUUUGUGCUCAUCAUAACCAGACGCUACUCUACAAUCUGUUUGAUGUUUCACAAAGUGCUCAGGCGCCCAUUUGUGUUUUGGGUGUUACUUGUCGUCUGGAUGUUAUAGAAUUGCUAGAGAAACGUGUUAAAUCUCGCUUUUCCCAUCGUCAAGUUUUUAUAUUUCCAAAUUCAGAAAGUUUUGAGGGAUAUCUAAAACUCUUUGGUGAUCUUUUAACCAUACCCAGUGAUAAAGAACUUAAAGAACAUGCCGAAAGGGUAGAAACUCUUAAGAAAAUAAAUUCCCAAGAAUUGACUUUUCAUCGUAAUCAUUUCCAACCCGGCAAAUAUAAAUUCAACAAGAAAAUCUCUGAUGCUUGGAAUAAAUAUAUACAAAGUUUACUCAAAAACAGCACAGUCAACAAGUCACUGCAGGCCAUAUUUGAUUUUGAUGUUAGUGAAUCUUUACUAAAAACUUUCAUCUUUCGUCUAGUGGCGCAAAUACAGCCUCAAGCUAAUAUAGAAGCACAAAUUACUCCAGAACAAAUAGCUCAACUUACAGCCUCUUACGAAUCCGAUGAUAAGGUAGAGCUUUUAUGUGGCCUAUCGGUUUUGGAAUUAUGCCUCAUUAUAGCCAUUAAACAUCAUUCGGAAAUCUAUGACAGAGAUCCUUUUAAUUUUGAAAUUAUCUUCUCUAGAUUUACGAAAUUUGCCAAAGUUUCUUCAACAAUGCAGGGUGUGGAGAGAUCGGUAGUUUUAAAGGCUUUUGAACAUUUACGCAAUGUGGAGUUACUUUUGCCUUUGAUGUCUACUAGUUGCAAAGUUCAGAAGGAAUUUGAAAUGCACAAGUUGGCCUUAACCUAUACUCAAAUAAAUCAGGCCGUACAACGUUAUCAGGCACUACCCACAGAAGUGCAUCAGUGGUCACAGAGUUCUUUAAUAUAAAUUUAUUGUUUCUUAAUUGUUUUUUAAUAAAGUAUUUCGUUUUUUUUAUA